AUGUCUGAGCUGGAACCUCAAAUUCUACUACCGAGUUUUCAAGAACUGCUUCGUCGGCUCGCCCGGGCCCGCCGAGCCGCCGACGACGCCAAGCAGAGGAUGUUGACUGAAGAGAUACUGGCGGCCAUAACUUACGGACAAGUGCAUCGUGGAUCGGCGGAGCGCGAGGCGGCGCUGCUCACAUAUUGGGAGCGUCGGAAACCGAGUUGGGCAGGCCCGCUGCCAACGCCCCGUUUCGCGCCAGUCGACUACCCGAUAAUCGACCAGCAAGCCGAAAUGGAUGGCAGGCUGGAAGCUGCGAUUAAUACUGCCGAAGAAGCAAGCCGUGCCCCCUCAACGCUCGCCGCUCGGAAAGCGGCUCUAAAUCUUUACGUCGACGGGCGGCGUGAGUUUCUACAGACUGAGGUCGCGCGCACCCAGGCCGAGCUCUCCGCCGCUGAAGCGGAAUUGUAUUCUUGGGGAAAUGACCGCGACCAAUCCCGCGUGAAGUACCAACGAUUUUUCAUUGCGGCUUUCGGCGAGUGCGCCAUCCAGCUCCGGACAACAGAGGAGGACAUCGCCUCACGUUUGCCCGCCGAGGUCGAACUCCCGCCUAUCCGGGCUAUUCGUUGGGCUCUUCCGAUUGCCCCUGCAGCCCAUCAUCCUGGUGUUCGUGGAGAUGAUGAUACGGUCACCGCCGCAGUGAACAGUCCAAUCCCGGCUCUCGUCGGCCCGGAUGAGCCCGAAGUGGCUGCACGCGAUCGCCGUCCGGAGGACCCGGUCGCCCCGAUCCGGCGUACUGUCGGGCGGCCGUCGACACGCAGCGUCGGAGAUUGUGUGUGGUGCCUGAAGAAAAACACCAUCCUCACUUCGGCACUUGGGGCGGCCGUGUGCCUUAAGUGUGCGGACCGCUUCAGGCACGCUGUUUUGGAGACGACGGAAGCCGCGGACUGCGCCGGCUGUGACCCUGCAUCACCUUGCCUCCAAUGCAUCCGGCGACAAGGCGAGGAGCUCGGGUUGAAGGCCGCGCUCUACCGGCCACGGAAACAGCGGGCUGCCGGACACCCCGGAGUCAAUGAA
Molecule: messenger RNA, 1059 nt
Organism: Mesorhabditis spiculigera
Lineage: Eukaryota; Metazoa; Nematoda; Chromadorea; Rhabditida; Rhabditidae
Source: the annotation of a GenBank genome assembly